Messenger RNA from Nematolebias whitei (Rio pearlfish), 1027 nucleotides. Its product is annotated as high choriolytic enzyme 1-like. Gene Ontology annotation, biological process: proteolysis. Bases 80 to 922 code for a protein of 280 amino acids. Gene Ontology annotation, molecular function: zinc ion binding; metalloendopeptidase activity. The transcript has 2 exons. NCBI's taxonomy places the organism in Eukaryota, Metazoa, Chordata, Actinopteri, Cyprinodontiformes, Rivulidae. The record is from RefSeq and is a predicted model, not a curated record.
AGCCAGACAUCGAGCUUUGAGGAGUCUCUCCAGAGUUGCUCUCUAUAGAAACUCCUCUACAUCCACACUGACCCUGAAGAUGGCUCCUUCUACCAGCCUUGUGCUGCUGCUCCUGCUCGGCCUCUCUCAGGCUGUUCCUCUCCAGAAGGAAGAACACAAGAAAGAAGGACGCAGACAUGGACGCCAUGUUGGACACCAUCAUGAGCACGAUGACAAAAAACAAAAAGAACACCACGUGGACAUCACCACCAGGAUUUUGUCUGCUAACAAUGGCUCAGACGAAUUGCUGCUGGAAGGAGACAUGAUGAUUCCCAAAACCAGAAAUGCCAUGAAGUGCUUAUACAACAGCUGCCUGUGGAGAAAAUCCUCCAAAGGCUUGGUGGUGGUCCCCUACGUCAUAGGCAAUGAGUAUGCCGGCUAUGAAAAGCAGACGAUCCAGGGCGCCAUGAUGGCCUUUGCUGCCCACACCUGUAUUCGCUUUGUCCCUCGUACCAAUGAGAAAGACUUCAUCAUGAUUCAUAGCAAAACCGGAUGUUACUCUGAACUGGGCAGAAUAGGAGGAAUGCAGGAACUUUCACUCAACAAAGGGGGCUGUGUCUAUGGUGGAAUCGCCCAGCAUGAGCUGAACCACGCUCUGGGCUUCCAGCACGAGCAGACCAGGAGCGACCGUGACAGCCACAUCAGGAUCAACUGGCAGAACAUCAUACCGGCAACUGCCUACAACUUCUUCAAACAUGACACCAACAACCUGAACACACCUUAUGACUACGGCUCCAUCAUGCACUAUGGAAGAGAUGCCUUCUCCAUUGCCUACGGAAGGGACAGCAUGACCCCCAUCCCCAACCCCAAUGCCCAGAUUGGCCAGAGGAAUGGAUUGUCUUACUGGGACAUCAAAAGAAUCAACAUACUCUACAAGUGCUAACUACAGUGUUGAUGCUGAAUACAAAAUGCUGUUUUAAAUGUUGAGGUGGCAGAAUAUAUCACCUCACAAGCUUAAACUAUAUUCAAUAAAGAUGCUGCAAAAUUA